Messenger RNA from Oryzias latipes (Japanese medaka), 2906 nucleotides. RefSeq names its product low-density lipoprotein receptor. Gene Ontology annotation, molecular function: hormone binding; protein binding; low-density lipoprotein particle receptor activity. Gene Ontology annotation, biological process: receptor-mediated endocytosis involved in cholesterol transport; cholesterol homeostasis. Lineage: Eukaryota; Metazoa; Chordata; Actinopteri; Beloniformes; Adrianichthyidae. Gene Ontology annotation, cellular component: signaling receptor complex; plasma membrane; apical plasma membrane. The record is from RefSeq and is a predicted model, not a curated record.
CGUCAGCAUUAGUCCCAGGACCCUGAAGGACCCCGAAUGGAUGUUCCAGGCCAAACGGUUAUUGUACCUACACCGGGCCAGCAAACAAAUGGCUAAGUAUGUCGAGCCUGUGAGGUAUUGGAGCCAGGGUGAGAGUGGGUUUUGUUUCAGCUUUUAUUUUGUUACUUCCUGUAUCUCACAUGUCCUCUCAUUUCAGUUUUCUUGACCUUCCCUCAGUGUGUUCACCUGCCCUCCCUGAUGUGCGCACCUGUUUGUAAUUUUUUAAUCAAUCCUCAUGCUUAAGGUCUGCGUCUCCCCUGCCCUUGUUGCCAGAUUGUUUUGUGCUGUUCACAGAGUUACAUUAAUCUUUUGUCUUAAGAGCGAAGUAACAAUUAAAUUCGAGUUUUCAUUGGAAAAUCCUGCGUCCUGCAUUUUGUGUCCACCUUGUAUCCUGACAGAGCCCUGCAGAUACUAAGAUAAGCAGCUAGAGAUGCAUUAACAACAUGUGGACUCGGCCAGUUCCAGUGUGGAAAUGGGAGAUGCAUCACGAUAAGAUGGAUAUGUGAUGGCGGCGUCGACUGUGGAAAUGGCACCGAUGAACUUCCAAGCACCUGCUUGGCAAGAACAUGUAAACCUACAGAGUUCAAUUGUGGAGACCGCUUUCACCUGUGUUUACCGAGCUCCUGGCGCUGUGAUGGUAAAGCUGACUGUGAGAACAGAGCUAAUGAGAGGGGCUGUGGUAGGCUUGCACUUCAUCUUAAUGCACAUCUGCGCUCGUCUGCCUCUCUCUGACCUCUCAAACACUAAACAGUGUUUAGCCUCAGACUUGCGCUGCGAGAAUGGCCAGUGCGUCUCAGCUUCCUUUGUGUGUGACGAAGAUGAGGAUUGCGAUGAUGGGAGUGAUGAGGCCUCCUGCCCUCCCAUCACCUGCAGCUCUGCAUCCUUCCAGUGCAACAACAGCAUCUGCAUCCCUCGCCAGUGGGCCUGUGACGGUUACAACAACUGCCCUGAUGGCUCAGACGAGUGGCCCCAGAGCUGCCACGCCGAAUCCCCCGUGACGCUCGCCUCUCAUCAGUGCCACUCGAUGGAGUUCCACUGUGGCAGCGGAGAGUGCAUCCACGGCAGCUGGAAGUGGGAUGGAGAUGCUGACUGCUUGGAUGGAUCUGAUGAAACUGGCUGCACUCGCUCCACCUGCUGUCCAGAUGAGUUUGAAUGUGGCGAUGGAACCUGCAUCCACGGCAGUCGCCAGUGCAACCAGCAGUACGACUGCAGAGACACGACUGACGAAUCCGGCUGUGUCAACGUGACCCGCUGUGAGGGCCCGGACAAGUUCAAGUGCCGCAGUGGGGAGUGCAUAACCAUGGAGAGAGUGUGUGACAGCAAACGGGACUGCAGGGAUUGGUCAGAUGAGCCUCUUCGGGAAUGUGAGGCACCAACACCUGCAGGACCAUCGCAGUCAGAAUCUCCAUCCGCCUCCACAACCCGUCUGCCUCUCAGGACGUCACCUAGAGCCACGUUGAAUCCCAGACUCCACCACAGCAGCGCCGGUGGUGAUCACCAGUACCACCCCCAGGGCUGUAACCCACACCACCCCAAGGUCACAGACACAGAGGACCACCAAGCCUUCAAUCAGGAGCACCAUACCACUCCCAAAGACCACUACUCCCAGGCUGAUCGAUCUGAAAGUCCUGCAGACCUUCACAGAGGCUCCAACCACCUCUCUGGAAAGCAAACGUGGGCUUGGUGUGACUCUUUACUCGGUCCUCCCUCUGGCGGUUCUCUCUCUGUUGGCUGUUGGUGGCGUGCUGCUGUGGAGGAACUUCAGGUUGAGAAGCUCCAACACCAUCCACUUUCAUAACCCUGUUUAUCAGAAAACCACAGAUGACCAGGUGCACAUUUGGAAAAGCAACAGCCUUGACGGUUACUCCUACCCAAAAAGGCAAGUUGUGAGCGUGGACGAAGAAACCGACAAUCCCACCUUCACUGAAAACUGAAUGCUGUCUUAAGGUGGAUUUGAUGAUGAUGAUCAGUGUUUUUACCUCAAAUGAACAAAGAGGUGAAGCCUGAAUGUUCCAACCACUGAAUCCUCACAAACAGAUGGUUUGUCUGCAGCCCAACAAGUUUUAAUCCCACAAGAAAACAUCUGAAUGCUCAUCAAACAUCAUUAAUUUCUCAGGUUGAUUUUUCCUCUCUUGAUGUUCAGACUCUGAUAGUUGAUGAGGGGAAAAGUCUUAUGUUGCUGAUCAGGGAACAGUUUUGGUUUAUACACAACAAACCACUUUUCUUUUUUCAGACGAAGAUGGAUAAAUUGUAUUUUUAAAGCACAUGAAGUCAAAGAUGAAUGUAACCUCACAGAAAACACUCAUCAUCAUGUGGUCGUGCCUUGAUUAUACCAUCCUCUGUCUGGGCUCCCAGAUGUUCCCUCUGCAUCUGUAAGAGCUUCCACUCUCCACAUGCUUGUCGGUGGAUUGGACAGAAACCUUUAAAUGAUUCUUUUUUCAUGUUGUUAAAAAGCUUUGAUGCCACCAAACCGCUGUACCGUGGCACAUGUAUUUGUGUCCCCGUCAUGCCAGCAUUCCUGUUCAAAUGGCUCUUGGGUCUCCCCGGUGUUUGCGUGUUUGGCUUUUUUUCCCCUUCAAAUUCUCCUUGUCUGGGAACAGGUACAGGGAGGCAACAACACCCCCCCCCCCCCCCCCUUUGGAUCUGUAUUUGUGUUGUGGGAGUAAAUAAGCAUGAAUGGUUGAAAAGUGAGGGUGAAACAACGGACGAGGGUUUCUGGGUUUGUCAGCUUGUGAGGACUAAACGGCACAUGAAUUCUGUUUCCAUUCAGCUUGUAAAUAUGUUUAUAAGUGUACAGAAAUGUGUUCUGUACUGGUUUUGUUAAUGAUUGAAUGUUCUGUAAAUAAAUGCUGCUAUUUAUUAUAGAA